Manihot esculenta (cassava) is the source of this 2762-nucleotide messenger RNA. RefSeq lists its product as uncharacterized. Bases 1107 to 1976 code for a protein of 289 amino acids. Lineage: Eukaryota; Viridiplantae; Streptophyta; Magnoliopsida; Malpighiales; Euphorbiaceae. The transcript is spliced from 2 exons. The record is from RefSeq and is a predicted model, not a curated record.
UCAUACAUAAAUAUACAUAGAAAUAUUACAACACUAUUCUCGAUAAAUCAUGAUACUCGUUUCGUAAAAUGCAACUUCAAAACCUUUUCCUUUUCACUAAUCUUAUAUAUUCCAACUCAGAGACCUCUCCUCCAAUAUUUUGCAACUUGGCAAAUUAUUAUAGUAUGUCAAUAACUUGAAUUUUAAAAGCUGAGCUUUUCUUUUUUUUUUUUUGAACAAAACAACAAUUCUUGUGCAAUCGAGCAACGCUUAGUAAUUGGAGUCACGGGGGAGCGGUCGCGGUGAGUCAGGGGUUGAGAGGCGUAACAAAGCGCUUAGCUUUUGCGACCGCCCGACUUCUGUCAUGAGCUCAGAGAUCUGCUUCAGCGUUCUAGGUAGGCUUUAAAGGUACGGAUUCUGCAUUUUAUCUUCUGCUUGGUAGCCGAGAAAACUGAGUAAAUUUAAUGUCUUCCCCCCCCCAUGCACCUUCCCGCUGUAUAAGAUUUGUGUAGCCCACACGCUAUUUUUCAGAGUAGCGUGAAACCCCCCUUUUUUUUUUUUCCUUAACGUUCUCAUAUAUUUCCGCAAAACACUUGUGCCUUGUUGGGUAGAAGAAAUUCUUUACAUUUUAUAAUACGAUAAUUUAUAAUUGAAACUCGCAUAAUGUGGAUUGAAGACUGUCCAGCUUUCAUGGACUAAAUUCGGAAUACCAGCGUUGAUGGGUAACCCUUUUAGCCUCAAGUCUAAAGUUACGUGGGAACGGCUCAUUGAAUACCUAGCGAAAUUCGGGCACAUAGAGCUGUCGACUUUACAUGGUAUGUUGGAAACGUUCUCGUAUACCUACUAUGUUGAUAAUGUACCUGAUUGGUGGGCUUAAGGUGUUUUAAGUUAAUUUGUCUCAGAUUCGAUCAAUUACUCUUCAUUGUUACCUCAUGAGUUGAGUAAAAACACGAGGGAAAGGAUAGCUUUGAGAAAAUUGGAGCAUUUGUUUGGUCCUAUUCAUAAUGCUGCCCCUUUUAUUUUAAUCUGGCUUUAGUUGUAUGAACCAUUUGAUUGGUUAAAAAGAAGGAAUUUCAAAGAGAUGCAUUUCUUAUAAAAUCCUGAUAUUGAAUAGAGAUAGUGUUGUAAUGUUAACUCAUGGAUUACUCCAGUCUCAGACAUCAGGGUCAGAUUUGAUUAAAGGGGAUGUCCUUUUCAUUUUGCAUAAAAGAGCUUCCUUGCCUCUUUGUGCUUUAGAACAGCUGAAACAUGUAAUUCCAGAAGCUAUUUCAUAUCCAACUCCUGUAAUUGGUCGAAGUAGACUGGUACAUACAAGUGAUGAUUCUGACAGAAGUCCUGUGGAUUUUUGUAAUAUGCCAUCAGUUGGGAACUCCAAUGUCGUGCCACCUGAAAAUGAAAACGUAAUGGUGAGAGAUGAUUCAUGCAUCAAGAAUUUAUUACAUUUUAAGAGGAAUCAAAGUGAUUUUACAUGCAAAAAUUCAAGUCAAGACUUCCAGGAAAGCCAAGACUGUAUGCAUGAUGGUGAUCUCCAUGUAAAUGCCAAGAGGCAUAAGCAGAAUUCUUCAUGUGCAACUCAGUCUGUGAAACAAAUUUCAGUUCCACAACAUGGCAAUCAGUUGGCUGAAAAUUUGUCUGAGAGAAUAGGUGGAGAUACUGGAAAAGGAAGUCAAGAUGCAGAAAGAGAAUGUCGGGUAGGAAAAUUGGAUGAAUGCAGGUCUUUAGAGAACGAUGAUGGCAGGUUUUUCUCCACAAAUAGGCUUGGGCAGAGUCCUGAUGCCAGUGCUAUUGAUCAAUUCCAGCACAAUCCAUUUGAGAAUACAGAUAGUGCCAACAAAAUGCAACUAGAUACAUCUGGAGAUGGAUCCCACCUGUAUUUUCAGCUGGAAGAAGUUAAUGAGGAUGGGCAUGGAGCAUUGAAUAAGGCACCCGUCAUGAACAUCCAGCAAAAAGUCUCCUUUGAUGAACUAAAGAUGACGGUAAACAGUGUAUGCAACUGAAAACAUCAAAUGCUCCACCCUUGAGUGGAUCUCUGAGGAAUAUUACCGAUGAUAAGGCUGGUGGCAUGGAGCAUCUUUGCAAACAAUGUACGACAAGUGAUGUCAAUCAAUAUCAUCUCAAAAAGGUAGAUAGCAUGAAGAAGAAUCGUUUUCUGAGCUCCCGGUGCACAGUAGCUGGUGCUUUUCCGGCAAUAGCUGGCCAGACAAAGCCAUAUAUUCUUGUUUAAAGUGCAGCAAAUGUGAUCAGGUGUUGGUUUGUAGUGCUGUUGGUUGCUCAUUGGUUUUUCAUGAAAAGUGCUUGGGUCCCUCAUUGAGCUUUGAUGAGCAGGGAAAUUUCUGCUGUCCAUUUUGUGCAUAUUCCCAUGCUAUUCAAAGGUACAGCGAAGCUAAGAAAAAGGAAUCUUUGGCAAGAGAAGAAUUGCAUGUAUUCGUCAAUCAAAUUCCAAAAUAACAUAAUCGUCUCUAGAAUGUAACGGACUUGGGAAAAGCAAAGGCCGUGAGCAACUAGUAUAAGAUCUUAGUCUAUGGCUUCAUAUGUUUUGUAAAUUUAGAGGGUUGAAGAGGAGCCUUGUAACAGUGGUAGGAAAGGAAAGAUAUGUUUUGGGUAUUGUAGAAAAAAGAUCCACGUCAAGCAGAAGAUAAAAUGUGUAUAGGAGGGAAAUGUCGUCUUUGUUUUUGUAUUUGUUUUCCUCGAAAGCGCUUGACAUGUGUUUCUGGUGUCGUGUAGUAAAGAAAACCAUGCUAACAUGAAUCAGAUGAACUGCUAAUUAGGCUUCGUAAGUGCAA